AAAAAAAAAAAAACAAGUGAACACUUUACUUGAGCUAUCUAUAUCUAUCUACUUGAUAGCAGUCAUUCCUUCUCCCCCCCUCUCCCUCUCCAAAAACCAUGUCCUUCACCGCAUCCAGCAACCUCCUUCCCAACACACCCAUCCUCUCCUCCCGCAGAAAGCAAAGCGCCAGCUUCAAUCCACGCGCUUCCUCCAUCAAAUGCGAUCUCUUUUCCCCUACUUCUUCCCCUUCACCACUAAACCCUAAACCCCACUCCAACUCCAACUCCAACUCCAACUCCAACUCCAAUUCCAAACAACCAAAAAUCAAGAAUUCCCUCCUUAAAGCCCUCACCUUCUCCGGCACCGCCGCUGCCGCCAGUAUCUUUUUCCGCCUAACCCCCGUCAUCGACAGCGGCGGUGGAGGCAAUUGUGGAGGCGGAGGCGGAGGAGGAGGAGGAGGAGGUGGUGGCGGGGACGGAGGAGCAGGAGGAGAGUUCUGGAAGAAGCUGUUUUUUGUAGCGCCGGCGAAUGCCGAUGAGUCACAAUCGGAAGAUUGGGACUCACACGGAUUGCCAGCCAACAUUGUUGUUCAAUUAAACAAGCUUAGCGGUUUCAAAAAAUACAAACUAUCGGAAAUUCUGUUCUUCGACCGGCGAAGAUGGACUACUGUAGGCACGGAAGACUCGUUUUUCGAGAUGGUUUCGCUCCGUCCGGGCGGAGUUUACACGAAAGCUCAGUUACAAAAGGAACUUGAAAGUCUAGCUACUUGCGGAAUGUUCGAGAAAGUGGAUAUGGAAGGAAAGACAAAUCCUGAUGGAACUAUAGGGAUCACAAUUUCCUUCACUGAAAGCACAUGGCAAUCAGCUGAUAAGUUUAGGUGCAUUAAUGUUGGAUUAAUGCAGCAAUCGAAACCGAUCGAAAUGGAUUCAGAUAUGACUGAUAAGGAGAAGUUGGAGUAUUAUAGGAGUCAGGAGAAGGAUUAUAGGAGGAGGAUUGAGAGGGCAAGGCCGUGUUUGUUGCCUACGCAGGUACAUCGGGAGGUUUUGCAGAUGUUGAGGGAGCAGGGGAAGGUUAGUGCACGGUUGUUGCAGAAGAUUAGGGAUAGAGUGCAGAAAUGGUAUCAUGACGAGGGGUAUGCUUGUGCUCAAGUUGUGAAUUUUGGGAAUUUGAAUACUAAGGAGGUGGUUUGUGAGGUUGUGGAAGGGGAUGUUACUCAAUUGGUUAUUCAGUAUCUGGAUAAGUUGGGGAACGUUGUUGAAGGGCACACACAACUUCCUGUUGUCAAGAGAGAGUUGCCCAAACAGCUUCGACAAGGUCAAGUUUUUAACAUUGAAGCUGGGAAACAAGCUCUGAGGAACAUCAACUCCCUAGCCUUGUUUUCAAACAUUGAAGUCAAUCCAAGGCCAGAUGAGAAGAAUGAGGGAGGAAUCAUUGUUGAGAUCAAGCUUAAAGAAUUGGAGCCUAAAUCGGCUGAAGUCAGUACAGAGUGGAGCAUUGUUCCUGGACGUGGAGGACGUCCCACAUUAGCUUCAUUCCAGCCUGGUGGAACUGUUUCCUUUGAACAUCGGAAUAUCAAAGGGUUGAAUCGGUCCAUUCUUGGUUCUAUAACCACCAGCAAUUUCUUUUCGGCUCAGGAGGAUCUGUCUUUUAAGCUUGAGUAUGUUCAUCCAUAUUUGGAUGGUUUAUAUAGUUCACGAAACCAAACUCUCCGUGCAAGCUGCUUCAACAUCCGGAAACUGAGUCCAGUCUUUACUGGUGGGCCAGGAGUGGAUGAAGUCCCUCCGAUAUGGGUUGACCGGACUGGCAUGAAAGCUAACAUUACAGAGAAUUUUACCCGUCAGAGCAAAUUCACCUAUGGGAUUGUGAUGGAAGAGAUAACAACAAGCGAUGAAAGUAGCCAUAUCUCUUCAAAUGGUCAAAGAGUAUUGCCAAGUGGAGGAAUUAGUGCAGAUGGACCUCCAACAACUCUCAGUGGCACUGGCGUUGACCGGAUGGCAUUCUUACAGGCCAACAUCACGCGUGACAACACCAAGUUUGUAAAUGGAGCUGUAGUUGGUGAUAGGAACGUAUUCCAGGUGGACCAAGGCCUUGGCAUCGGCAGCAAGUUUCCAUUCUUCAACCGUCACCAGCUGACAUUGACCCGAUUUAUCCAGUUGAAGGAGGUGGAGGAAGGUGCUGGGAAACCACCACCACCUGUACUAGUACUAAAUGGCCAUUAUGGUGGUUGUGUUGGAGACCUUCCAAGUUAUGAUGCUUUUACUCUUGGGGGACCUUAUUCUGUGAGGGGUUACAAUAUGGGUGAGCUGGGAGCAGCCAGAAACAUUCUUGAGCUCGGAGCGGAGAUACGCAUACCUGUGAGAAAUACGCAUGUUUAUGCAUUUGCAGAGCAUGGCAACGAUCUAGGAACUUCUAAGGAUGUGAAGGGGAACCCAACAGAGGUCUACAGGCGAAUGGGUCAUGGUUCAUCUUAUGGAGUUGGUGUCAAGCUGGGUUUAGUUCGAGCUGAGUAUGCUGUUGAUCAUAACACUGGCAAUGGUUCAGUGUUCUUCCGGUUUGGAGAGAGAUACUGAAAAGCUUGAUUAUCAAUUUAGGCUGGAUUAGCACAUUUCGGCCAUCAGAUUUUUGGAAUAACUGCCAGAGUUUUUGAUCAUCUGAAAUCUCGUGUGAUACUUAGAAGAAGUAGAUACAUGAUUCAAUUUGAGUGGAUCUUAUCUAGUCAGUUUUUUGGGAAUCAUAUGCUCUAAGUCUGGCUUUGCAGGAGCUGAGAGAUGUUGAGAAAACUGUGAUGCCCCAAUUAUGUGGUUUGUGGACUCAAAAGACAUUUGACUUUUCUAAGCAUGUUACUGUUUUGUUUAGAGUGAAAUAAAAAUUAUUUUUUAAA
Molecule: messenger RNA, 2863 nt
Organism: Populus trichocarpa (black cottonwood)
Lineage: Eukaryota; Viridiplantae; Streptophyta; Magnoliopsida; Malpighiales; Salicaceae
Product: protein TOC75-3, chloroplastic
Exons: 7
Coding region: 99-2552 (817 amino acids)
Biological process (GO): protein import into chloroplast stroma; chloroplast organization
Cellular component (GO): chloroplast outer membrane
Molecular function (GO): protein-transporting ATPase activity
Source: RefSeq, a predicted model, not a curated record